This is a messenger RNA of Alternaria rosae, 1812 nucleotides long. Its product is annotated as Six-hairpin glycosidase-like protein. The coding region runs from base 224 to 1639 and encodes 471 amino acids. Gene Ontology annotation, molecular function: chondroitin hydrolase activity. Lineage: Eukaryota; Fungi; Ascomycota; Dothideomycetes; Pleosporales; Pleosporaceae. Gene Ontology annotation, biological process: polysaccharide catabolic process. The transcript has 3 exons. The record is from RefSeq and is a predicted model, not a curated record.
GCUACGCGCGACAGUUUACGCGUCGCCCGAUGUAGGCUUUUUGGCAAGAAGCAACACCUUGGCUGCUCUUCGCUUUGCUUCCUAACUCUUCCCUCCGCUCAGCUGUAGUUGAACAUCUCUUGGAAACGCCACACCUCAACAAUUCAGUUAUAACUUCCAUUGGACUGAAAUCUGCCUCCGUAUCGAACAUACGUCACUCGUAAGUUCCGAUCGCGAAAGCAAGAUGGGAAGCGCUGUACGGGAUGCCAAGAUGCCUUCCAAGACCGCAAUCGUCAAAGAUGUAGACCUCAGUCAGGUCUACUCAGAGAGUGUAGCUGCAAAGAUCGUACAAGUCGCGCAAAGGGGCCUCAAACAACAGGCUCCCUUACAAUCAUAUCCGCAUACCGUACCUCAGAAUGGCCCAGACGCAGGUCGAUACGAAGAGCGAGAAGCAGAUUUCUGGACAUGCGGCUUCUUCCCAGGAUGCAUAUACGCGCUUCUCGAACGCUCGAUACGAUAUCCCCAGGCCAUUGAUGUCCCAGAAUAUGUGCGGCUACAGAUCCAAGAUCAGCUGCUAAAGUUAGGACGACACUAUGGCGUCGCUAUCAACCAGAUGUCUGGUCGGACAGAUACCCACGACAUGGGCUUCAUCGUGCAGCCCGCGUUACAGAAAGACUGGGAGUUGACCGGGAACAAAGAGAGCUUACAAUCUGUCGUUAAUGCCGCAUACGCGCUCGCGUCGCGAUACGACGAUCGGGUGAAAGCGAUUCGGAGUUGGGAUGUUGCCAUCAACGACCGUUACUCAAUAACAGAUAUGUCGACAAACUUCCUCGUCAUCAUAGAUAGCAUGUGCAAUCUUGACCUCCUCUACUUCGUCGGUCACAUCCAAAACGACCAAAAACUAAUCGACAUCGCAACCCAACACGCCGACUCCAUCAUCCACGAGAUCCUGCGACCAGACUUCUCCUCCUACCACCUCGUAAACUUCGACCCGCGGACCGGUCAGCCACAAGCCAAGAUGACGAAUCAAGGCUGGAAAGACGAUUCAACGUGGAGCCGAGGCCAAGCCUGGGCGAUAAUGGGUUUUGCGCAGACCUAUUCGUGGACAAAAGAUGUCAAGUACUUGGCGACAGCGAUUCAAUGCGCAGAGUACUUCUUGCGAAGACUGAAAGAAGGAGAGGGGAAGUGGCAUCACCCCAUGGUCCCGUGUUGGGAUUUCGACGCGCCACAGGAUAACCCCGAGGAGCCGCUACGCGAUGUUUCCGCAGGCGUGAUAACAGCGAAUGGUCUCCUUAUCAUCCACCAAGCACUCCAGUCUCUCUCUUCAAACACGACAUCGCAACUCCCCUCUAGUAGCGCCACCAAUUUCCUCGAUAUCGCGUUGCAGAUUGUAUACCAGACGCUAGACAUGUCAUAUGACUCUGAUCUAGCGUCUUUUGAAGCACCCACCAAGACCAUGGUGAACGGGAAUAGCGUUAAUGGUGGAGCGGUAACAUCGGAGCUAAAGAUCAAGGAGUCGGGCUUUGAAUGUAUACUAAGGAACAGCACGACGAAUUGGAAUGAGCAUGCGCAUAUGAAGUAUGCAGAUCAUGGGUUGGUGUAUGCGGAUUACUAUCUUUUGGAAUUUGGGAACAAGCUUUUGAGGGCGGGCUUGCUGUGAUGGGUGUUGGGGCAUUGGGACGAGUAAUUCUUGGCGAGGAAUCCACAUGGGAGUGAAGCAAAGCUGUGUUGUCUGCUUGUAGUCUUGACGUGCGUUUGCUGUAAGUGAGGAUCUGUAAAGACGGUACGGAGGAAGCUAGCAUAUGAGGAGAAUAGAACGGAGGAUAAUUGAAU